AUGCAGGUGUUGGUAAACCCGCCGCUAGCAUCAGAGGGUAUGAAGCUGCGGCCACUCCCAUUGAUUCACCUAGGGGGAGCUAUAUGUCCCCCACUACCAGGAGCGGCCAAGGAUCCUCCUCCCCCACUACCAGGGUCUGCCAAGGGUGCCCCUCCCCCACUACCAGGGUCUACCAAGGGUACUCCUCCCCCACUACCAGGAGCGGCCAAGGGUACCCCUCCCCCACUACCAGGGUCUGCCAAGGGUACUCCUCCCCCACUACCAGGAGCGGCCAAGGGUACCCCUCCCCCACUACCAGGAGCGGCCAAGGGUACUCCUCCCCCACUACCAGGAGCGGCCAAGGGUACUCCUCCCCCACUACCAGGUAAGGGUACCCCUCCCCCACUACCAGGAGCGGCCAAGGGUGCUCUUCCCUCACUACCAGGCCGGUCUCCAGUGUACGCAUCGCCCCCACCACCCUCAACAGCAGCAGGAUCACCUCUGGUCCUUCGGUCCCCGCCUCUCGCCUCCCCACCCCCAUCAACUCCAGCAAAUCAUAGGUCUCCACCCAAAAGCGGCCCCCGAACGAGAAAAGCAGCGGCUUUGCCUCUGGGUAAGAAGCUCCACUGGAAGGCCAUACCAGACCGGCUCAUUGGGUCUACCAUAUGGGCGAGCUACGACGAGGAGGGGUCCUCCACACCGUCGGACGACCACUUGGGAGAAACCCUGGCGAGGGAUGUGGCGGAAAUGAAGACCGUUUUUGGAGCUUCUGGGAAUCCUGAUGAGAAAAAAAGCGAGAGGAAGUCGAAACUCGUUGAUGACCGACCAAAACUGAUAGAGAUCCUUGAUCAGAAAAGAGCUCAGAACGCGGGGUUGGUGAUGGCGCGGUUGCCUGUGGAGUUGUUGGUUGAGAAGAUGGAGAAUCUUGAUACCGACAAUAUGGUGGAUGCCUCCGAGGAAGAGGACAGCAGCAGUGCGGCGUUGGUACCAAGCUCUGGU
Molecule: messenger RNA, 978 nt
Organism: Perkinsus marinus ATCC 50983
Lineage: Eukaryota; Perkinsozoa; Perkinsida; Perkinsidae
Product: Salivary proline-rich protein II-1, putative
Exons: 6
Source: RefSeq, a predicted model, not a curated record